Molecule: messenger RNA, 313 nt
Organism: Staurois parvus
Lineage: Eukaryota; Metazoa; Chordata; Amphibia; Anura; Ranidae
Source: the annotation of a GenBank genome assembly
UAUAAAUGGCCUCCCCCGCACCCUGCUUGUGCGCGCUCCCUGGGAGCGCGCAGCACCGCGAUCCGGUGCCCGCUGUGUCCUCCGGACACAGUGAAACACCGUUCGUCGGACAAGACCUCUGUACGAGGGUCCCGAUCAUGUGAUCACUGAUUGGCCAAUCAGUGAUCACAUGCAAAGUAGUAAGCAAGAUGUCACUUGUGACAUCAUUGCUUACUACGUGUGAAAUCUGUGAAUGAUCACAGAGGUCACAUGGUACAAGGCUAUUCACAACAGCCUUGUACCAUGUGACAAGCUGUGACCAAUCACAGCUCAC